Messenger RNA from Eublepharis macularius, 2859 nucleotides. RefSeq names its product NECAP endocytosis associated 1 (gene NECAP1). Gene Ontology annotation, biological process: endocytosis. Gene Ontology annotation, cellular component: membrane; clathrin vesicle coat. The transcript is spliced from 8 exons. The record is from RefSeq and is a predicted model, not a curated record. NCBI's taxonomy places the organism in Eukaryota, Metazoa, Chordata, Lepidosauria, Squamata, Eublepharidae. The coding region runs from base 117 to 959 and encodes 280 amino acids.
GGCCUUCACACGCAAGUGCCUUUUGCCCCGAAGAAAGAUGGCGUUCGGAAGCGCGCCCGGCUGUUAGACGCUCGCUCCUCCUCUGGCCGCUCCGGUCGGCCGGGCCCAGAGCGGUGAUGGCGGCGGCGGCGGCGGCGGCGGGCGCCGAGCUGGAGUACGAGGCGGUGCUCUGCGUCAAGCCCGAUGUCAGCGUCUAUCGGAUCCCGCCGCGGGCCUCCAACCGGGGAUACAGAGCCUCAGAUUGGAAACUGGAUCAGCCAGACUGGACCGGACGACUCCGCAUUACCUCUAAGGGUAAAACUGCAUAUAUAAAACUCGAGGACAAAGUUUCAGGGGAGCUUUUUGCACAGGCCCCGAUAGAUCAAUAUCCUGGCAUUGCUGUGGAGACAGUGACGGAUUCCAGCCGGUACUUUGUCAUCCGGAUUCAGGAUGGGAAUGGGCGAAGCGCAUUCAUUGGCAUAGGCUUCGGAGACCGGGGUGAUGCCUUUGACUUCAAUGUUGCUCUGCAGGAUCAUUUCAAGUGGGUGAAACAAGAGACGGAAAUCUCCAAGGAAUCCCAGGAGAUUGACAGCCGUCCCAAGCUGGAUCUAGGGUUUAAGGAAGGACAGACCAUAAAAUUGAAUAUUGGGAACAUGCCAACAAAGAAAAGUGGGGUGACCAAGUCACGUCCCGCUGGAUCAGGUGGGCCAAGCCUGCUCCCACCACCUCCUGGGGGCAAAACCGUCCUCCCGACUCCUCCUUUGGCAGCCAUUUCCAACCAUGUCACACCACCUCCAGUGCUGAAGUCCAGCAACGUGGGCAACACAGAUAUCUUGCUUGACUUGGAUUUGCCUGCUCCCGUUCCGAAGGUGCCUGCGCCUGCUGCAGUUCCAGCCCCUACAGAUCUCUGGGGAGACUUCAGUGCUGCAUCCAGCAUUCCCAGCCAGUCUCCCCAGCCAUCCAAUUGGGUGCAGUUCUGAAGGAUGACGAAGUGUUGAAGUGGGAACGGACUAGUGACCGAGGCUCACGGGAGUUCCGUAGGGGGUGAGAGCGAUCUGAUGUCAUCGGGUCAGGUCUUCAGUCAAAACGUGGUUUUGGACAAUCCUUCUGCUUUUAUUAACAUUUCCAUUUGCAUCAACGCUCAUAGUUUGAUCAUCCAGUGAACCUGUGAAAACCUGUGGAGGGAAUGUUUCAGAAUUCUGCCUGGUGGUAACUUUGGGUGGGGUGGGAGAGCUCUAUCCAUCUGCUCUGCAGCUUCAAGCUACGGAAGAGAAGCUGGUGCUGUGAGCCGGGAGAUAAUCCUGAACAGUCUUGGCUUUUGUUACAGAAAUUUUUUGCCUAGGCUUAAUCCACUUUAUUUUUUCCAGACCUCCCCCAAUAGUAGUUAUAUUAGAUGGAGCUGGUUGGCUAGCAGCACUGUGGGGUACAGGACACCUUUAUUUUUCCCCCUGACACUAGUUUCUAAAAGCAGCAAGUACAAAAGAGAACUCAAGAAGCAGUCCUGUACAAGUGGAGAUUUUCUUCCUGGGGUUUUCUCAGGAUAUCUUGGUGGAACAAGCUUCAGCCUUUUCCAAAUAUUUUCUCCCUUCAGUCUUGAGCUAGGAAAAGGUGUGGAUCCUGACUUAGGUUGCUCUUGUUUUAAGUCUUUGCCCCUGUGUGCACCCACAAAUUCCCAUGUUCUUUUACUUCUUGCUGAACGAGGCAACUACGUCGGAGAUCUUUUUAAGUGGACCCCUGUAAAUGCCGCUAACAUGUAAGAAGUUUUCCUGCUUUCAUCCUCGUGGGCAGCGAUAGCAGGGGCUUCCUCCAAGUAAGAUAGCAGUACCACCAUGCUGCUUACCCCAGUUUUAGUGGGAAAUCCUGUACUCAGACAAAACUGCUUAGACUCCUCAUGCCCUAACAAGUAUCAUUAUGGAGUCGUUCUAAGUUCUCUUUUUCUCAUUUCACAUUCUACGCAAAGAUCCUUAUCUUAUAGUUAUCCUUUCUCCCCACCAAGUGUUCACGUAGACAUGGUUUGAAUUUGCACCCCCUUCCUUGCACUCUCAAGGCUGGAGAGGGUUACAGAAAGAACCAGCUUUGUUUGAUGUUCUACCACUCAGAUCCAUUUUUAUUGCUGAGUUCUAGAUUUGUACACGGCACAGUGUUUGUUUUCUGUGAAGCCAAUAGUUAGUAAUUAUUACCCUGUCAUAUCAGCUGGGUCCCCUGUGAUCCAUGGUUUGGUGUUUUUUGAAAGAAGGGUUAACUGAUUUUGGAACAUUUGUAUAAUCUGCUGAUAUUUAGCCUUUCUGAAUAUCAUUGAUUCCAGAGCCAUAGAGGGAAAACUUGGACCCGUUGUGAUGAAGGAAAGUAGAUGUUCUGUGACGUUUUGUGCUCACCUCUAUUAUCUACAUAUUCUAUCUAUGGAAAACAGGGACCAACUUCUUCUUUUUAAGGAAGUCCAUGCUUUAUCUGCCCAGCUGUUCUUCACUUUCCUCUGUCCCACCUGUAUUUCAUGGCUUAUCUGACCCAAAGCUAUUGGUAUCUUUCUAUCAUUUUUGCUUUACUACUGGUUGUAAAUGGCUUUUUGUCCUCCUCAGGCUUCUUGCCUGGUGAUAUCUGGCAAGCUAGGAUGAUGUGACUGGAAUCUGGCUGAAUCUUCUAUGUUUGUAACAGGUCCUGUCAUUUCAGCAGCUGUGUCAAAAUCCCAAGAAAUCUGACAAUGUCCCCACAAAACUAACUGGGAGCCUCUCCUUCUGUGUUCUGUUUUUUUAGCUAGAAUUAUGAAGAUAAUAUAUUAUGUAUUGGCAGAUACUGAAAAAGUAAUAUUUCAUCUAUAUGUAUAUAAAGCAUAAGAUGUACUUGUUCAAUAAUGGUAAUUAAAAUCAAUGAUAAAACUGGAAA